UGUAAAUGUGAAUUCCAGUUGUUUUUUGUUGUUGUUAAUUCAUUUGUUAAUUUAUUGACGAUAAGUGAACGAAUCACGAAUUAAUUUGUUGUUUUAAGACAAACACCCCCAAACUUUUUUCUCCCUGCAGUUAGGUUAGGUCACCAGGAUGCGGGCAGAAGCACCUGCUGGUGGUGAAAGUGCCACUUAGCGCAGCACUUUUUAUGUUAAUGACCCGUCCAAGCACUUACUUUUAGAGUACAACAAGUGAGUCAUUAUUACCAGGCAUAUCGGUCAGUGGGACGCUUUUUUUUUCAUUGCAGUCACAUCACUGUCGACAUGAUCUGGAGACUUUUGGUGCUUUUGGGGGUGUCCGUCGUUCUUCUUAUGGGAGUUGAAUGCAGAAUCAGGGAGGGAAAGACGCUGACUUUCCGCCGGACUCAGCAUAGUGAUAGCCAGGGCCGAAUGCGCCGUCGCCCCAGGAGGGAUGCCAGCAGCUCCCCAGGUACUUCCAAGCCUUCACGUGGUCCUCCCUUUACCUCCUGUCGGCUCCUCCUCACCCCCGCCGAACACGAGGUUCUGGAUGACAACACACACGAGACAGGUUUUAAUGGCGAUGAUGGUUCCUAUGUAAUUCUCACAUGGGUUGGUGAUGAUACAGGGGUGGUCUUGGUGCUGUCAACAAUCAGUGGUCCUGUUCAUCCUUUAAAUGAAGGAGGCUCCACACGACUCUACAGAAGCACGGAUUAUGGCAAAUCUUUUCGUGACAUUUCUCAGAGCAUCAACCAUACCUUUAUUAAGGAGGAAUUUGGAGUCAGUGUUGGACCUGGGAUCUCUGUGAUUUUAACAGCCGACACACCCGUGCUUAACAAUCCAGGCGGGAUUAUCUUCACCUCCACGGAUGCUGGUGCAACCUUCAAGUUCAUUCAACUGCCCUUUCACCUGGCACAGCCUAUCGCGUACCACUUCUCCAACCCAGACUAUCUUGUGGCCCUAAGCAUUGAUGGCGGUCUUUGGCUUUCUCUGGACUUUGGGGCCUGGUGGACAAAAGUUCAUGAUGGAGUGCAUUCUUUCUCAUGGGGGGCUGGCAUAAACUUGUUCUUCAGCUGCAGUCGAGUAGAUGCAGUUGAGGCAGAGGAGAGGGGAGAUUUAAUCCUGAAAAGAACGAAGGACCUGGGGAAGACUUUCACCAUAAUCCAUGAGGACAUCUACAGUUUUGGCUACAUAGGAGCGUUUCUCUUCUUCUCCGUUAUGGAAGACCCGAGAUCUCCUCGAGUGAUGUAUUUCUCAUCAGACCAAGGAGAUACUUUCAGUCAAGCACUCCUGCCUUCUGCAUCCACUGAGCAGUUUUAUUCCAUCCUGGAUGGAGAUGAAGAUAUGCUCUUCCUGCACGUGGACAACCCGGGAGACACCUUCUUUGGGACCAUGUACACCUCAGACGACCGUGGGAUCUUGUUCUCUAAAUCUCUAGAGCGCCACCUGUUUGAUGGACAUCGAAAGAGUGACUUCACCAACAUUACUUCACUGAGAGGAGUGUACCUCACUAAUAAGCUAGACGUUGAUGGCCGUAUAAAAUCUGUCAUUUCAUUUAACAGAGGAGGGACGUGGAGACCGCUUAACAAGCCCGAGAACACAAACUGUGGAGACAAGAUCAAGAGUUGCAAUCUCCAUAUACAUGGGGAACACAGUCGUAAUAACCAUAUAGUUCCCAUGGUGACCCUGUCUGAGCCGGCUGCUGUUGGUCUGGUUAUUGCGCAUGGCAGCGUGGGUGACUCUCUGUCGUCAUCGCAGCACCCCGACGUGUUCGUUUCCUCAGAUGGAGGUUAUAACUGGAGGGGGACGCUGAGGGGUCCUCAUCACUACACUAUAUUGGACUCUGGGGGUCUAAUUGUGGCUGUGGAGGCCCAUCGUGAAGGACAAGUCAAGACUAUCAAAUUCUCAACGGAUGAGGGUCAGUGCUGGAAGUUGUAUAACUUUACGGAUCAGCCCUUCUUCUUCGCAGGCCUGGCGUCUGAGCCAGGGACCAAUGCCAUGACCGUCAGUGUUUGGGGCUUCCGACCCGAGGAAGACGGCCAGCCCAUGUGGGUAGCAGUCACCAUUGAUUUCCAGAGUCUCAUUACCAGAGAAUGUAAUGACAACGACUAUGAAGAGUGGUUGGCUCAUUCAACAGAAGGAGGGGGCUCAGAAAGAAAUGGAUGUGUCCUGGGUGUUAAGGAGACCUACAGGAGGUUAAAGAAGCAAUCUGUAUGCCGAAAUGGGCGAAGCUUUGUGGUGAAGAAAAAGCAAAGCCCUUGUCUGUGCACCAGAGAAGAUUUCUUGUGCGACUUUGGUUACUAUCGCCAUGUGAACACCUCAGAGUGUGUGAGACAGCCAAGCACUGCAAAUAAAACCUAUGAGCUCUGUUUGAAUGGAGAGGAGGAUGAGCUUCUGACAGAAGGGUACCGCAAGGUACCCAGUGAUAGGUGUGAGGGGGGGUUCAGUCCUCAGCUCAUAAAGCAGACAGUCAAAGCCUGUGGUAUUAAACCUAGUCCUGCUCCUCCUGCAAAGUCCACAUCUUCAGUCACACACUUUGACACACCGCGAGAAAAGCUGGUGUUGAUCCUGGUGUGUGCAGGAGCAGUCAUCAUCGUCCUCAUAGCUAUUGUUUCCGCUGUGAUUGUUGUCAGGAGAGUGAUUUAUAGAAACAGGACGCCAAUCUAUCGUUUCGCCAACCUUCGACUCCAGGAUGAUGAAAACUCCACAACAGUUGAUCAUGAAAGCGGCACGAGCAGCAAUAGCACAGCCUGCCAACAGGACUCAGAUGAUGAUCUCAUUGAAUGACACAGCAGAUAUGAUUGACGCCAGCUGCACUAAAGUGGACUGCAUGUUGCCUUGAUUUUCUUUUUUUAUUGAAGCUCCCCAAAUGUCUUGAAUGUCUUAAUUUAUUGAGCUCACUUCCUUUUUUUUCCUUUUUACACAUGUAUGUUUUCUUGAUUUACAUGUUUAACACAUUUUACUUCUGUACAAUGUAAAAAUAAAACCCAAAACAGAAUGUACAUUUAAAAUGAAACAAAUUCUGCAUAUUAUUGAGUCUACAUAACAAUAUUACAGAUUAAAUUAUACUCCAAGAAAUUUCCGCUUAAAACAUGUCCAUUUGAUGGCGCUGUUGACGCUUUUAUCUCUCCCAUGUAAAAUGACUGAAGAAGAAGAUUCAACAGGAAGUUGAUGUGACAUAGUGAAUAUUUUGACAGAUGGCUCACUACUAAAAAUAAACUACAACGAGGCAUGGCAAGGAGUGGCGCCUCGCUUUCACGGUUUGCGCCUCCUCCACAGUCCAGCUGUCAUGACGCGUAUCAGCACCACCAUCAUAAGUUAGUCAGCCUGUCCUAAAAGAAUCACACCAGAGCGUCCACCGCUA
Messenger RNA from Oreochromis aureus, 3376 nucleotides. Its product is annotated as sortilin. The record is from RefSeq and is a predicted model, not a curated record. Gene Ontology annotation, biological process: Golgi to endosome transport; vesicle organization; endocytosis. NCBI's taxonomy places the organism in Eukaryota, Metazoa, Chordata, Actinopteri, Cichliformes, Cichlidae. Gene Ontology annotation, molecular function: protein binding. Gene Ontology annotation, cellular component: membrane; Golgi apparatus. The transcript has 22 exons. The coding region runs from base 319 to 2799 and encodes 826 amino acids.